Messenger RNA from Myripristis murdjan (pinecone soldierfish), 1733 nucleotides. RefSeq lists its product as uncharacterized. The record is from RefSeq and is a predicted model, not a curated record. Bases 72 to 1052 code for a protein of 326 amino acids. Lineage: Eukaryota; Metazoa; Chordata; Actinopteri; Holocentriformes; Holocentridae. The transcript is spliced from 7 exons.
AAAGACGAAGCAAGAAGGAACAAGCUUUGAUUUGGCUUCAAACAUAAAGAAAUCCUCGGUCAGGGUGGAAAAUGAGGAAGUUUCUCAGUUUCCCUCCGGACAGCAGUUUGGAUGCUGUCAAGAAGAUUGAAACGUCCCUCUGUAAAAAACACCUGAAAAAGGUGAAGCACAGGGGGGAAACUUAUGAUUUCAUCCUGAUGUUCUGUCCAGUUAUCUCUCGAGUUAAGACUGAUAUCAUGUCAGCCAUGUCCGCGCUGGAAGCAGAAGGCCUACCAGGUGGUAAACCCGUGGUUCUGGUGGUCCUACAUCACACCUUCGAUCCUGACCUCUGUGUACCUGAUAGCAGUAGAAUAGUAGACAGAAAUGAUGUCAUUGUGGCCGUGGACUGCCUGUUCUAUGAAACCAAAGGACUGUUGAAGUGUCCACGCAACAAAAUGGCACUCACAAAAAUUAGGAAGACAGUCAAAUCAAAGGAUGGAGUGCAGAAAUUACAGAUCAAGAUAUUCAGAAAGAAAAGCCGUUCAGAUGAAAAGGUUAAAAGGGAAAGGGAACCACGUGUCUCUAAUGAAGGCAUUGUGACAACAGAAGAGCGCCCCACUGAUCGAGCUAAAGCGAAGAAAAUGAAAAGGUUUCUCAGUUUCCCUCCUGACAGCAGUUUGGAUGCUGUCAAGAAGAUUGAAACGUCCCUCUGUAAAAAACACCUGAAAAAGGUGAAGCACAGGGAGGAGACGUAUGAUUUCAUCCUGAUGUUCUGUCCAGUUAUCUCUCGAGUUAAGACUGAUAUCAUGUCAGCCAUGUCCGCGCUGGAAGCAGAAGGCCUACCAGGUGGUAAACCUGUGGUUCUGGUGGUCCUACAUCACACCUUCAAUCCAGACCUCUGCGUACCUGAUAGCAGUAGAAUAGUAGACAGAAAUGAUGUCAUUUUGGCCGUGGACUGCCUGUUCUAUGAAACCAAAGGGCUGUUGAAGUGUCCACGCAACAACAUGGCACUCAAAAAAAUUAGGAAGACAGUCAAAUUAAAGGAUGGAAGACGGAGUAAAUUCUGGAAGUGAUCCAGAGAGGACUGUCCCUGAGGAUGCUCACUGAAGGAACCCUGGUUUGGACCCUGACUUCUAAGUCGGGGGGCAGAGUGAUGAAAAAAAAAUGACGAGAGGAGAACUUGGCACAAAGAAUCUUGCAACAUAUGACCAUUGGCAGUAAAGCAUAUGCAUUAAUACAUACAUAUACCUUGGCCUUAUUUAACAUAGGCUCAAAUGUAACCAUGCUUAGAUGCUGGAUGGUAGUUAUGCAUGCUAAACUGUAAUCAAGCUUAUGCCUAUGCUCAUGUAAUCAACUCAUAAUUAAGGUAACCAGCAUAAUGAUGGUCAGUAAUUAAUGUAAAUAUCUUCAUCUUACUACAUAUACACAGCAUACAUUGUAAUGACCGACUCUGAGUUGGUCUUUGUAAAGUAUUUCCUUAAAAUGCUGGAGUGUGCAUGUAAUAUGGUAAUAAGGUAAUCUAUUAAACUGCAACUGUUUAAGUGACAGUGGAGGGAAUUCACCUGCACAUUCUGCAAACACCUUAUCAGUAUGUGACAUGGGUGUUGAUAACACAUGUCAAAUGAUUUAAGGGUGAUUCUUAACACCUUUUUUUUUUUUUUUUUGCAUGUGUUUACAGGCAUUUUGGGCAAUUUUAGUAUGACCUUGUCUCCAGGCCACACUUACUCAGUCCUGGUUAAUUUUAAGUAAAGUGU